AUGGCAUCGCACUGCUUCCUGCACGGUGACAGAGUUCAGAAGUUGGGAAGUACCAUUGGUUGGGGUCCGUGCUUCCCCAUGCACAGCAGUCCCCGUGAGGGCAGGGACUCCGGGACACGUUACCUCACAGAAGCGCGGGAGGUGAACGUGAGGCCGAGGCACGCGUGUAGAAGCUGCGUGCAGCUUUGUGAAUCGCACCGACACACACGCACAUCCCACGGAGCGGCAAAGAUAAAUGGAGGAAAACAAAAUGCAGGAGCAGAGAGUGACUUCGGCCGCCCGCAUUGCUUUACUGCACCUUCCCGCUGCUCGCAGCCUCACACCGGCCCCGCGGGACCCCGCGGCGCCGCACGGAUCGCCCCGCUAAUCCCGGCGGAACGUUCUUCCCGCGCCGCACGGAACGGUUCCGCGUCGGACCGGGCGGUGCUGCGCUUCCGCCGGCGGUGGCGGCAUGGCGGCUGGCAGCUGGGCUUUGCAGCCAGGCCUGUGCAUGAUGUAACGUGGUGGCACGAGCAUCUGUCUGAAGAAAACGAGCAGUUCCUCAGGAAUGCGACAGCGGAGGAGUACAGAGCGCUGACAGCCAGCAAGCUGUGCCCACUGAAGGACGAGCCGUGGCCGCUGAAUGAGUGGAAGCCAGAUUCUGUCAGAGUUGGUGUUGUUGCGGUGAAACUGGGAAUGAUGCCAAUAUGGACCAAGUCAGGAAAGAAGCACGCUGUCACACUGCUUAAGGUGCAAGACUGCCAUGUUUUGAAGUACAUUUCAAAGGAAGAUUCAGGUGGAAAAAGAGCGAAGCUGCUUGUUGGAGGGAAAAAUGUAUCACCUUUUUUUAAAUCAGAGGCUGAAAUGGAAAUUUUUAGAGAAGCUGGAGUACCAAGGAAGCAGAAAGUUACAUCAUUUGAUGUGACAGAUGAUGCGAUAAUUAAACCAGGUACUCCUCUGUAUGCUGCUCACUUCCGCCCAGGGCAGAUUGUGGAUGUUACUGCAAAAACAAUUGGUAAAGGCUUUCAAGGUGUCGUGAAAAGGUGGGGAUUUAAAGGUCAGCCUGCCAGCCACGGCCAAACUAAAACUCACAGACGUCCUGGAGCAAUAUCUACCAAUAAAGUUUCCAGAGUUUUCCCUGGAAAGAAAAUGCCUGGUAAAAUGGGUAACAUCUAUAGGACGUCUUUUGCAUUAAAGGUGUGGAGGAUCAACACAAAACAUGAUAUUAUUUAUGUACAUGGCUCUGUUCCAGGUCACACGAAUUGUCUGGUGAAGGUCAGAGAUACAAAACUGCGUGUUUACAAAGACUGCAAUAAAAACCCUCCUUUCCCCACGUUUUUUGCUGAUGGAGAUGAAAAACUACCAGAAGACUUGUACGACCAGGACAUGUUCCAGUUCACAGAUCCAUCGGUCACAUACACAUAAUGUUAUUGACAUCUUUGAAAACGUGGAAUUUUGUUAUUUUUAUGAACUUUGCAAUGCUGUAUAGAAGUAAACCAUUGAAUUGCAAUCUAACCAACUGACCUGGACAUUUCAUAUAUUGCUGUUUUGGUCAGGUACAAAUUUAAGAUUAUUGAUAAAUCAGCAGGUUAGUCUGAGGGACAGGUUGCAAAGCUUAUCUCCAGUUUGUCUUCAGUGAUCUUUUGUCCUGUGCCACAGAUUGUAAAAACUUAGAGACUUCUGGAAACUAUUGAAGAUGGCUUUAAUUUAGUUUGAUCUUCUGAAUAUUACCAAACUCUGUUUGUCCUGUGUGGAAACUAAUCUGGCCAAUUCUGAUCGGUCAAAAAAAACUUUCAGAUAUGCUUUUGCAUCUGAGGGGGUGAAUAAAUCAGAUACAAAUCCAACUUAAUAAAGAAUAGCUCAGAAUAAAAAGGAAAAAUACACUGAUUUGUAGCAA
Messenger RNA from Meleagris gallopavo (turkey), 1876 nucleotides. The record is from RefSeq and is a predicted model, not a curated record. NCBI's taxonomy places the organism in Eukaryota, Metazoa, Chordata, Aves, Galliformes, Phasianidae.